Molecule: messenger RNA, 844 nt
Organism: Durio zibethinus
Lineage: Eukaryota; Viridiplantae; Streptophyta; Magnoliopsida; Malvales; Malvaceae
Source: RefSeq, a predicted model, not a curated record
AUGGAAUCAAAGAAGGAGAAUCUGGUUCUGUGUUUUGUUGUCUUAGCUGUUUUCUUAAUCUCAGGUGUCAAAUCUUGGACUGGUGAGAUUCAUGGUAGAGUUGUAUGUGAGGUUUGCGCUGAUUCUUCCAUUGGUCCUGAGGAUGUUUUAGAAGCUGCUGAGGUUGCUGUUCUUUGCAUUACAAAAUCUGGGGAAGUAGUAAACUAUCAGGCUUUCAAAAACGCUAAGGGGAUUUAGGCUGAAACAAUGCCUGAGAGUGACCAGUGGGAUGCAUGCUCGGCACGACCCAUCAGUUGUUUCCAUGAUCACUGCAACCAUCUCAGGGAGGGCAGCAACGGUGUCAAGUUCACCUAUAAUCGUCCAUCAGGUCAUUCCCACGGCAUCCGACCUUUCAUUUAUCGACCCUCCAGUGCCCCGACAUACUGCAUUUAGAAUGUUAAUUGAUGUGUUAGUUCCAAUCAUGAAUGUCUUACACAGAAGCAAAUGAAAAAAAUGGUAUAUAAUGUUGUAAUUUAUAUGUUCUUAAUACCGAAAAGUUCAUGUUUCUGAUGGAUCACCAUGUUCUAUGCUGUGGUCUACCUGCGACAAGCAAAGAUUAUAUACAAAAAAAGAAUUAUAAGUAAGGUGGUAUGAGCCAUAUGAUUUCACAUAAUUCUUUUCUUCAUGCUUGCAAUUACUGUAUCUUUUGACCUCUUUAAGUUGCAUCUGAGUUCUGUAUCAUCUUCUGUUUUAUCAUCGAUGAAUCUAAUCGAUUUUCAAUCAAACCUUUUCGAGGUUGUUGAUAUAGUCAGAGUGAUCGAGCAAUCUCAGGUCACUUUGUUCCAGUACAAAUUUGACUAUAUAA